Eimeria mitis is the source of this 393-nucleotide messenger RNA. RefSeq lists its product as uncharacterized. The record is from RefSeq and is a predicted model, not a curated record. The transcript has 3 exons. The coding region runs from base 1 to 393 and encodes 130 amino acids. Lineage: Eukaryota; Apicomplexa; Conoidasida; Eucoccidiorida; Eimeriidae.
AUGGGGAGCACGUGGGGGAGGAGUUUCUCCCUGAGCUCUGCCCUCCCGCAGCAGCAGCAGCAGCAGCAGCAGAAGCAGCAGCAGCAGCAGCAGCAGCAGCAGCAGCGGCCGCUGUUAUGUUUCACCAUUCAGAUGCAGUGGGUACCCCAGAGGGGGGAGAUGGACUGCGGCCUUGCAUGCGCUCAGAUGAUACUGAAGACCCUGGAUUCCUCGGGCUUAAGCCCCCAGCCCCCCUACUUGUUGGUUUAUAACGAAAAAAAAAACAAAGACAGCAGCAGCAGCAGCAGCAGCACUUCUCCUUUAUCCUCAAUAUACAGCAGAGAAGAUUCAACUGCAGACGCAGACAGCGACAGUGCCUAUGGGGCUGCAGGACCCUGGAUUCCUCGGGCUUAA